AUGGAUAACCCAAGUGGAACAUCAGGACCGAGAGUAAGCGAUAAACGCUUAGCACAAACUCAAGCACAGGUAGAUGAAGUUGUUGGUAUUAUGCGUGUCAAUGUCGAGAAAGUUUUGGAAAGGGAUCAAAAGUUAUCCGAAUUGGAUAAUAGGGCGGAUGCCUUACAACAUGGAGCCGCACAAUUUGAACAGCAGGCUGGAAAACUGAAAAGAAAGUACUGGUGGCAAAACUUAAAAAUGAUGUUAAUUAUUGGUGCUAUAGGAGCGGUCUUGCUCAUCAUUAUUAUUGUGUGGGCUACGUCAGGUUCUUCUCACUCGGCAAGUGCACCAGCACCAGCUCCAGUUACGGCUGCCCCAGCACCCCAGGCCUCUGUAGAACCAGGGCGA
This is a messenger RNA of Brenthis ino (lesser marbled fritillary), 387 nucleotides long. The record is from the annotation of a GenBank genome assembly. Lineage: Eukaryota; Metazoa; Arthropoda; Insecta; Lepidoptera; Nymphalidae.